Messenger RNA from Thunnus maccoyii (southern bluefin tuna), 2108 nucleotides. It is a transcript of the gene ptx4, whose product is annotated as pentraxin-4. The record is from RefSeq and is a predicted model, not a curated record. Lineage: Eukaryota; Metazoa; Chordata; Actinopteri; Scombriformes; Scombridae. The transcript has 5 exons. The coding region runs from base 51 to 2108 and encodes 685 amino acids.
CAGACAGGGACCCAAGCUCCCAGCUGCAUCUAUCCAAGCUCCACUCAACCAUGGGCAGCCUCAGACCUUCCCAUUGGCCCUUGAUCAUGGUCCACAUGCUUCUGAUGCAAACACAGCCCAUAAAGAUGCAGGGAAUUCAUCCUUUGUCCCAGAAACUGAGACGGCUCAACGAACAGUUCCAACAGUUCCAGGUGCUGACCCAGGCCCGUUUGGACAUGUUGGCCAUGAACCAGAACAGAAACUCCUCUAUCAGGCUGGAGAGCCGUGUUCAGGCUCUAAAUGACCAUCACCACCACUUAUCACGGGAUCUUGAACACCUCAAGCAGAGCACAACGCAGGAGAUAGAAGGUCUCAGAGAGUGGAGUAGGAAACUCGAGAAGAAGAGUAAGCGGAUGGAGGGUCGUCUGGCUUUGAUGGAGAGGAACCUGAGGGAGAACCGCCGCCACUCCCAGAAACAGAGGCCUGGUCUUGGUCAAGACUUCUUCAACCUAACCCUGGAGCUCCAGAACCAAGAGGAAAAGCUGGCUGCCCUUCAAGUCCAGCGAGACGAGCUGCUAGUUGGGCUGAAAGGGUUGCAUGAAUCCCUAAAAAACCAGGAGCUACGUGUGACCCGCCUGGAGGGGCGACUCGGCGAGGUCCUUCAAGGGAACGGAGGGGGUAACACUCGUGCGUUGGGGAGGUUGGGCGAACCCAUAAACUCCAACAUCACACCUCAAGAAUACUUCGAACCACGCAGGAGAAGCCAGACGCAUAGAGGAGGGAGACCUGGAAGGAUUCUGGAUGGACAUACCCAACCCAGGCCAGCAAGUACCAGCUAUUCUCAGACUGAUAGUGAUUCCCAGGUGAUGCCUCAGAACAGAAACCCCCCUCAACAGAAUCAAUACCAGGCAACACCAAACCAACCUAAACAUUCAAAAGCCCAGAAGCAAAGACCUCAGCCAGAAUCUCAUCCACAGGCACACAUUCAGUAUCCAAACCCUUAUCCCCAGUCUACUGACUACCUACCACAGCCUGAACCUCACGCUUACCGUCCCCAGUCACAGAUCCAGGUGGGGGCCCAGACACGGCCAUACCCAAUCCUGCAGGAGCAGCUCCAGUCUCGCCGGACUGUGCCUUAUCAUCAUGCCCAGGUCCAGCAACCAUCCCAGGCUCAAUUAUAUCCUCAGAGACAUCCCCAGUUACACAACCCAAAUCACCCGUCCUGGCCCCAGGCCCUAUCCCAGACUCAAACCCAUCCUGAACCCGAAGAGAAACAAAGCAGAACCAGACCGGGGGCUCCACAGCCCCAAGCUUCAGAUGUCCUCCCUCAGUCCCUGUCUGAGUCGUAUCAACCCAGGGUGAGUGGGUGGGAUGGAGGAGAAGAAGAAGAAAGCAACACAGAAGUGGAAUCUUCAGUAAUCCAUAACUUCCUCCAGCUGCCUUUGAGGCAAAAGAUCCCAGCACAGCCAGUUCCCAAGAAGGAUGCAGCCAUCUGUAACGUGGACUCCAUGCUGUUCUUCCCCUCAGCCUCAGUGGAGAACUAUGUCACCUUCGCCUUGAGUCUCCCCAACCUUCCUGAACUUUCUGUGUGUUUGUGGCUUCGUGUGGACACCUCACAUGUCGGCACGCUGCUCUCCUAUGCCACGCAUGACAACGACAACCAGUUAGUUCUGUAUGGACGUAACUCCUCUGCCUCAUCUGCUCUUGACUUCGUCAUUGGCGACCCUGUCUAUCGCCGUCUCCCUGUGUCUUUACUCCAUGACGCUCGCUGGCACCACCUCUGCAUCCUCUGGUCCUCCAUCCAGGGUCAUUUCUGGCACUACAAUGACCGGCGCCUUACCUCCUCAGGCUCUAACUUCAGGAAGGGCUGGGAGAUUCCUGGAGGUGGAUCAGUGGUGCUGGGGCAGGAGCAGGACACUGUUGGUGGGGGGUUUGACCCUUCAGAGGGUUUUGCUGGGCAGGUGGCGGGGUUCAGGGUAUGGAACAGAGUGCUGAGCCCUUCAGAGGUGGAAGGGGUGGCAGACGGGAGAGGUGUGCCCAGAGGGGUGGUGCUUGGCAUGGAAGACAUAAAGGAAGUACAUGGGGAGGUGCAGCAGGUGGCAUGUGAAUGUUUAGAGCACUGUAUUUGA